Molecule: messenger RNA, 1947 nt
Organism: Pseudonaja textilis
Lineage: Eukaryota; Metazoa; Chordata; Lepidosauria; Squamata; Elapidae
Source: RefSeq, a predicted model, not a curated record
AGGUAUUCUGAAUUCAGGCCCUGAUUACGUUGCUAAGCUGAAUUCCCUCUCUGAGGCAGUCCAGGUUUCUUGGCCUUCUAUACAUUCCUGGUCUCUCAUAAAAGUGCCCCAAGGCAAACCUGGGCUGUGACAUACAGCUGAUUAAUUGGUUAGGCAAAUUGACUAAAAGUAGUUUGCUUUUUGACGGGGCAUAAACAGCCAUAGGCAGCAGAAGCUGUCUUUGUGAAUUUGGAAUGCCUGUUGCAGUGCGGUAUUUGUGUCGCUUAGAAACAGGUGUUUGUUUUCUUCCUGAUGACAGAUAUGGUAGAUAAUCAUAAAGAAAAUUGGGUAGCCUUGGUGGCUGCAGCAGAACAAUACCGGCGUAAAACAGGCAAUGAAAUUGUUUUGCUCACUGCUUUCCGGGCACCACCACCUGGCAACUACAGCUAUGCGCAGCAUGGGAGUGGGGCUCUAGCAGAUGCCGUUCAAAGUUACCUCGAAGAUAUUGCAGUGGUUCAUAAAACCACUGCUUUUACCUAUGCUGCCCGCCCUCCCUCAAACCCUCAUCCACCUCCCCCACAAGGAUCCUAUUCCCAAAGUUACCCUCCUACUUAUGCUCCAGAUGAACCUGCCCCACAUAGGACGCCAGCCUUCCAAGGAGGUCUGCCUCAGGCUUCGGGAGGCCAAGAACAUGAAGAUGAAGAUGAUGAAGGUGAUAGAAAUACAUUGACUGAACUGGAACAACCCAGUGGAAGAGAACCUCCUAGUGACACUACUGGUCUGUUUGUGAUGGACGAAGAUUCUCCAAGCCAAGAUUAUGAGCCUUUUUUUGAUUCUGAUGUGGAAAGCACUGACGAUGGGAGUCUGAGUGAGGAGGCUCCAGGACAGACAGCUCCUCCGCCCCCAAGCCAUCAGUAUGCCAAAUCCCUCCCUGUCUCCGUACCCAUCUGGGGCUUUAAAGAACAACGCCAAGAGAUACGAUCCUCUGACGAAGAGAACAGUAAGCAUUCGUCUCCUGAUCUCGAGAAGAUUGCCGCCAGCAUGAGAGCUCUGGUGCUGCGGGUUUCAGAUGGCACCGAGAUGUUUGGAGACCUGCCUCGGCCACGCCUGAAUACGAGUGACUUCCAGAAGCUGCAUCGGAAAUAUUAAUAGAUCUGGCUGUUGGUCCUGCUGUCUCGGCACCAUUUUCCUCCACUACCAAAAAUCGGUAGACAGGGUUCAGAGCUCCUCUCAAGCCAUACUGUUCAAAUUCUGUCCUCCCGUCCUCCGGCCUUUGCUUCCACAAGCUUUAAUUUAAAAUGGGCAACCUCAGUUUCACACUACAGAUGGGCACAGCUGACUGGGUAAAUCUGGGGGCUGAAGUCCACACACCUUAAAUUUUCCACAGUUGAAAAACACUGCCUUAGCUAGAGCAGCCCUUCUGAGAGGGGCUUCUGACAUACCCUGACAAAACAGACUCACACAAAGACAGAAACACUAGAGACACCCUGACAAAAAUAGCUCUACCAUCAUGCCCUGCCUCUGCCUCUGCCACUACUACCACCACCAAUCAAUCUUCAUCUCCCUUUUUUUUCCUCCCCAGUUAAGUGUCUUAAAAAAUCCUUUGCACACAAACUGGGCUUGGGUUCUAUGCCAUUCUGCUGUUCGUUUUCUUUUCUCCCACAUGUAUAAAUCUCCCCAUUUCCAGGAGUAGAAUUUCAGGGCCCUUUUUACUUUUAGGGAGGUUGGUGCAAAUGUGCCCUUGUGGCAGGUGAGAUGUGAAAGAGGGUCUAGGGGCUGUGUAGAGCCUCGGACUGAUCCCACAACCACUCACCCUACUUUUGUAUCAGAUUUUCAAGAGCCGUUUCUGGCUCAGACCCUCUAUUUUUGUCCAAAGAUGACUGGUGAAUUGGAAGAGAGAGAGGAUGUUUUUAUCUCCUUCCUGCCAGCCUAUAAGCCAAUAAUAAUAAAAAGUUGUCUUUACCAGCU